AUGGCGUACGUGGACCACGCCUUCUCCAUCUCCGACGAGGACGACCUCGUCGGCGGCGCCAUCGGGGGCCGGCGCGGGGCGCCCGUCAAGGAGAUCGCCUUCGCCGCCGCGCUGCUCGCCUUCGGGGCACUCGGCGCCAUCGGUGGCCUGCUAAUGGCCGUCAACCGCGUCGGAGGUGACCGCGCGCACGGAAUUUUCUUCAUGAUGUUGGGCAUUGUAAUGUUCAUCCCUGGGUUCUACUACACAAGAAUCGCCUACUAUGCUUACAAAGGUUACAAGGGGUUCUCGUUUUCGAACAUCCCACCAAUCUGA
Molecule: messenger RNA, 312 nt
Organism: Miscanthus lutarioriparius
Lineage: Eukaryota; Viridiplantae; Streptophyta; Magnoliopsida; Poales; Poaceae
Source: the annotation of a GenBank genome assembly